Schistosoma bovis is the source of this 1035-nucleotide messenger RNA. Lineage: Eukaryota; Metazoa; Platyhelminthes; Trematoda; Strigeidida; Schistosomatidae. The record is from the annotation of a GenBank genome assembly.
AUGACAACUGAUUUACCUAAAGUAACUGGUAGUCCAAUAUGGUUACGUAAAAUGCGUACAUUAUUUCGUCGUCUUGAUUCAUGUGGACAUGGUUAUUUAAUGAUUGAUGAUUUAUUAGAUAUUGGUACAACAAUAUUUAAUAUUUAUCCUAAAAUGUUAUCAUAUAAAUAUGAUGAAUUAGUGAAAACAUUAGUUUAUUUAUGGUAUCAAGUAUUAUGUACUCAUGUAUCUAGGCAAUUAGCAACUACAAUCAAUAUUAAUGAAAAUACAUUUAUUGAUAAUUUAUUAAAAGCAUUUCAUAAUAAUUUUGAUCAAUAUUUUAAUGAAAAAUUUAUUUUACCAUUAUUUGUUGCUAUGGAUCAAGAUGAUGAUAAUUAUAUAACAAGUACAGAAUUUCAAACAUUAUUAAUUGCAUGGAAAUCAAUACCAAAAGAUUGUGAAUUAAUAUUUCGUUACUAUAGUGAUAAAAAUAAUAAAUUAAAUAAAGAAAAUUUUCAAAAAAUUUUUAUUGAUUAUUUUAUGUCAGAUAAUAUAAAUAGUAAUAUAAUAAAAUUAUGGGGACCAUUAAUUAAUUAUAAACGUGCUGAAGAUUAUGGUCCAAUUGAUUGUGGUCCUGUAUGGGAAGGUAAAAUACGUACUAUGUAUAGACGUUUAGAUAUAAAUGAAACAAUGAAAUUAAAAUGUCAUGAUUUAUUACAAAUUGGACAAUUUUUAAUACAACGUGCACAUUUAGAUAGACGACGUGCUGAUGCUGUAAUGCGGGCUAUGUUAAAUAUAUGGGUGAAAUUUUUGGCUAUAGAUAAAAAUGAUUAUCUAAUACUUACUAGUUUCCCCAAGACAACUUAUGCUGGUAUUUUCUUAUUUGAGAUACUACUGAAAUACAGGGGUCAAUGGAUAGCCUCUUUCAUUCUUGUAUGAGUUCUUGAAGUCAUGGUUCAUCAGCUGAUGACUUGAGAAUGGUUCCUAGAUUCGUAAUAAGAUUGUGACUAUGCAUUGUAGGUCAGUCUCGUGUUGUAACAAAGCACCUAUUCAGUC